Physella acuta is the source of this 6138-nucleotide messenger RNA. RefSeq lists its product as uncharacterized. The record is from RefSeq and is a predicted model, not a curated record. Gene Ontology annotation, cellular component: nucleus. Gene Ontology annotation, biological process: regulation of transcription by RNA polymerase II. NCBI's taxonomy places the organism in Eukaryota, Metazoa, Mollusca, Gastropoda, Physidae.
GUGAAUUAUGGGUAACUGGAAUCGAGUUGCUGAUUCCAACACAGCAGUAAUACUUUUUCGUAUUGGGAUAUUCUCUAGAGUGGACUGACAAAAAAGAUUGAUCAACUACAACUCAGUUGAUUAGACUUGCAGUAAAUUAUGUCACUUAGUAAAGGAAGUCACAAGUCAUUAAAAAAUUUCUAGUGAUAACCAACAUUGAUAAAUGGAUACAGAAGAUGAAACUGAACCAGAAAAGGACAUUUCAUUACAAUCUGAGCCAGACUGGGAAGAAAUCUCUAAUGAUGUUGGCCACAUCAGUAACAAUAGCUUCGACCACAAUUCUAUGGAAUCUGAAAAAAAUACUAAAGGCAAACAUAAACGUGAGAGGGGUCCCCCAAUUGUGUGCUUGAUGUGUAAAGUGGUGUGGACUAAAAAUAGAAAAGGGGGUAGAUUAUUCAUGUUUGGUGGAAGUCGGCCUUUUAUGGCAAAGUUUGAAGCAAAAUUUAAGGCACUGAUGGGUCAGCAAGAUUUGAUAGAACUUCAGAAAAGGUCGGCUACAAAGUUUGGACGAAGUUACAUUUGUAGAGAGUGUUAUUUAGUGGUCAGACAAACUUAUGACAAUAUAAGAAAAAUUCAACGUGAUGUGGCCCGAUCUAUAAGUCGGGUCAAAUUCAUUUCAGGGAUGAACUCACAAUCAGUUAUCAGUGAUGACUCAGGAUCUGAUCAAGAUUUAGAAAUUAAUGACCAUGAUCAGGUUCCUCCUAAAAAGAAGCUUCCUCCUGUUGCUGAAAGAAUAGCAGAGAAAAUAGCAUCAUUGACAUUAAUUAAAAUCAACCACAAAACACCUCAAAUUAUUCUAAGACCAAUUAAUUUAAAUCAAACUAAUUCUGACAAUAUAGCUGAUAAUGAUAAAAAUACACCCAUUGAAAUUGUAAAAGACCCUCUCCUAUAUACUCAACAUAGGCAAGAUCAAGAUAUUGUGAAUGAAAUCAACUGUAACAAGGAUUUAGAACAAAAAAAUGAGGCCAACAGUUCUCCAUCAGCUAAAGAAAGAGAUAAUAUUUCUACAAAAAUAAAUAUUUAUGUAGAUACACAAAAUCACAAGGAUAAGUUGCAUAUACCAAAUGAAGGUGCAGAUUGCAGUGUCAUUUCUUUAAAUGCGGAAUUAUCAUUUGUUUCACAAAAUGCAUUGAUUAACGAUCUGUUUGAGACAAACAGCUGGUCUAACAACAUAGAUCUAGAUCAUUUAGUAAACACUGAAGCAGGCAGUAUAGAAAAGGGCCUUAACUCAAGUUUCAAACCAUCACAAAAUGAAUUGUCUGAAAUAUUGGCAAAUCCUUUAUUACUGAUAAAAUCUCCACAGCCUAUUAAGCUUGCUGAAGUUAAAAAUGAAAGUGUCUACAUAUGUGGGGAAGGAGGAUGUGAUUGGAUGUUUAGUUCAAAAUUUUUUUGGGAAAAUCAUAUCAGACAUUUCCAUCGAUCUGGCAAACCAUUUAUAUGUCCAUUUGAGGGUUGUGGUAGACGUUUUACUGGAAAAAGUAAACUGGAGUUGCAUGUUAGAUCACACACAGAUGAACGACCUUUCAUUUGUGAUAAGUGUGGUAGUGGAUUCCGUGGAAACCAAGAACUAAGGGCUCAUCGUCUAACUCACACAUCUGAAAAGCCUCAUCAGUGUCCAAAAUGUGAUAAAAAUUUUAAACUUCUGAGUAGCCUCAAGCGCCAUCUUCAAUUUCAUGAUGGUGGAGACUUCCCAUAUCCCUGUACAUAUCCCGAGUGUGAGAAGUCUUUUAAAAGUAAAUAUGACCUGAAGUGUCACAACAGAUUACAUACUGGAGAGAAACCUUACAAGUGUCCAGAGCCAGGCUGUGGCAUGUCAUUCAGGAUACCUUGCCAGUUUACAAUGCACAAAAGAUCUCAUACUGGAGAGCGGCCAUUUCGAUGUAAUAUUGAUGGUUGCAAUGCUGCCUACAUUUCUUCCAAUGCAUUGCAAGCACACAUGCUUAGUCAUACAUCAGAGAGACCAUUUUGCUGUGAAUUUUGUGGAAAGACCUUCAAACACAAGAUGUUGUAUCGUAUGCAUCUUAAAAAACAUUCUGGUCCACAGAGUUUGAUGUGUCCUAUGGAAGGGUGUGGAGAAGAAUAUGCUGAGCGUAGGUCUCUUGAUCAACAUAUGGCUAACCAACAUGGAAUACAAGAUUAUAAACCCUUGAACAAAAAAAUUUAUGAGUGCACUGAACAAGGGUGUGGACUGAAAUAUGGCACAGAUGGAGGCUUACGCUAUCAUAAACUUAGGGUGCAUAAAAAAUCAAACUUCCUUGCAGAAGAGGAUCUGUUUUCAAGAAAGCUGAGUUGCCCAUUUGAUAAAUGUGAAAGGGUUUAUGAAGAGGCGGUGAGCCUGGAAGAUCACUUGACAAAAGCUCAUAGGUCCAUUCCCAGAGAAAAAUUGUGCCCAUUUUGUGGACUUGCAUUUCCUUUUAUGGAACAAUUUGAAUUACAUAUACACAACAUCCACAAUGAAAGCUCUUUAUUAAAUGAACAACUGAAAGGCAUGUUUGUAUGUAACUCUGAGAGAUGUGGAUUGAGAUUCCCAAGACUUGAGGAGCUAAAACAUCAUGUGACUUGGCAUCUUGGUAACCCACCUUACAGAUGUGAAUAUGAAAAUUGUGGGAGAUCUUUUCUUCUGGAGAAAAUCUACAAUGAUCAUCAAAUUGAGCAUGAAAAUCUAAAACCAUUUACCUGUAGUUUUGAUCACUGCCAAGAAGGCUUCACUUCACACCUCAAAGUUCUUAAACAUUCCAAGAUUCAUUAUGGUUUAUUCAGAUGUCCUUUAGAUGGAUGCAGUAAAGCCAUGCAGACUUUAAGCAAUGCUCGAAUACAUCUUCAACACCAUGAAAAACCAUUUGUUUGCUUGUUGUGUGGUAAAAGAUUCUCUUCUAGUCACCUUUGGACAAAACACCAAAGAUCUCACACAGGUGAAAAAGUUUAUGAAUGUAAAGUUUGCUCUAGUCAGUUUUCACACCCAGAAACUCUCAAGCAACACAAGAUGAAUCACAAGGGAGAGAAGCGUUACAUGUGUGAAGAAUGUGGUCAAAGCUUCAGCAGUCAGGUCUCUAGAAAGAAUCACAUGAAAAGCCAUACUCAAGAACUUCCAUUCAUCUGCCCAGAAGAAGGAUGUGGUAAGGCAUUCAGAGAAAAUGGCUCCCUUAAAGCCCAUCAAAUUACCCACACAAAACCUAGCCACUUGUGCACUCAGUGUGGCAAGGUGUACAAGUUCAGUAUCAGCAAACACAAGUGCAAAAUUGAUCCUAUAGAUCAUAUACAACCAGCGGCAAAUGUUGGGUUCCUACAGAACAGCAUGCAACAGCAAGACAUAAUGCAGCCCCAGCUGUUAAGGCAAACCCCUGUCCAAACUCCAUUGUCACAGCCCUUACCCCAGACAGUGCCCCAGUCAAUACCAGUAGCUCAGGCCAUCUCUCAUUCAGUAGUUGACUCCAUGCCCCAGUCCAUUCCCCUGACAAUACAGCAUAUACAACAACCAUUGGCGCAGCCACUACCUCAAAUGCCACAACAAUUACAGCAACAACAACAACAAUAUAACAUGAACAAUCUGAUGAUGAUGUCUGAACCACCACCCCACUCUUAUGUCAUGGAGGUGGAAGAAGCAGCUAGAGCAAUGAGACAAAACUAUGCUGCACCAGAUACCAUAGUUCUACAAGAGGCUCCUCAUUAUAACUAUAUUAUUUUGUAUGAUCGACCUGUGCAAUAUUCAUCUAGACAAUCUACUCUAGUAAGUAAGGCACAAAACCAGGGGGAAAUUUCACAAGCAAUGAAUUUUAUAAUCAAUGACCACUGCCUGUCCCCAAGCUCUGGUUCCAUUAUUUGUUUAAUGUGCAAAACUUCUAGAAAAGGAGAUGAGAGAUUAUUUAUGUUUGGGGGCAAUCGACCCUUUAUGGCCAGGUUUGAAACAAAGCUUUUGGCUUUCAUUGGUAAGGAGAAAUUCACAGCACUGUGUCAGAAGUACAAAACUAAGCGUGGAAGGAGCUACAUAUGCAAAAAUUGUUACAGUACAGUCAACAAAACAUUUGACAAUAUCAGAAAGAUCCAGAUGGGCGUCUCAAUGUCUGUUAGAAAAUUUAUUCCAGCAGAUGACCUUUCAGGAGAUGAGUACAGCUCAGAUUGGAUAACUGAGUCACAUGUUGAUGUUCCUAAAAAGAAACUUCCUUCAGUUGCUGUAAGAAAGACUGAACAAAUUACUUCCCUUACCCUUGUGAAAAUCAACUAUAAAACCCCUAAAGUUGUUCUAAUACCUGUUAAGCGUGGUGAGUCUUUAGAUCAACAGAGUGAACAAGAACAGUGCAAUGGAAUGCUGGGAACAGCAGAAGAAGAAGGGAAUUCUGAUGAUUCUAAAAAUACAGUUACACAACAGAAUAACAGUAAAAAAAAUAUUUUUGUGGGUGAUAGAAGUUCCAACAGUGUUAGCUUACCAAACACUGAAAGUGAAAAUACUGGCGCAGUUACUAAUAAAGCUUUCAGUGAUACAAACAAACUUGCUGCAACAAAUGAUACAACUGCUGAGAUGACACAAAUCUUAGCUAAUCCACUCCUUAUUGUGAAAACACCUUUACCAAUUAAAUUACUUGAUGUCAAAAAUAAAAAUAUUUUUAUAUGUGGUGAGGGUGGAUGUGAUUGGAUUUUCACUUCUAAAUUCUUGUGUGAAAAUCAUAUCAGACAUUUUCAUUACUAUGGAAAGCCCCAUAAAUGCCCAUUCAAGGACUGUAAUAAAUAUUUCUCUACCAAAAGUAAACAAAUUCAGCAUUGUAGAAAACACACAGGAGAGAGACCAUUUGUUUGUGAACAAUGUGGGAAGUCCUUCAGGGGUUCUCAAGAGUUAAAACAUCACAAGGGCACUCACAUAGUGGGAAAACCUUACAUGUGUCCAAAAGCAGAUUGCUACAAGUCUUUCAAAUACAUUAACAGUAUGAAGCGCCAUCUCCAGUUUCAUGAUGGGAAUUACCCAUUCCACUGCUCCUUCCCAAAAUGUGCUAAAGCUUUUAAAAACAAGUACGAGCUGAAAUGUCACACUAGACUCCACACAGGAGAGAAGCCUUACUGCUGUAGAGAGGCAGGCUGUGGAAAAUCUUUUAGGUUACCCUGUGAAUACACAAAACACAGGCGCACACAUACAGGUGAACUGCCAUUUAAAUGUCCAUGGGCUGGCUGCAGCUCCGCCUACAUAACCUCUGGUGGUUUGACCAGUCAUGUGAUGAAUCAUUCCAAAGAGUUCUCCUUCUGCUGUGAGUUCUGUGGCAAAACAUUCAAGCAUAAGAUUUCAUACACUACACACCUGAGGCACCACACAGAUCUGAAUAACAAAAGAAUGACUUUAAAGGAGCGUGAAGAGUCCAAUUUGUCACAGAAGGAUGUUCAAGUAAAAGUGGGGACCAAACAUCAGGACUGUCAACAGUCCAGCUUAUGACAAGGAGAAGUGGGUAACAUAACAAUGUAAAACUAUGACAGGAAGUUGUUGCCACUUUGUCUUUAAUUGGAAGAUGUUGAGAUCCACACUGAGACUGAGGUUGUAACAAUUCUUGAAUUAUAUUUUAAUCAGUGUAAGUAAGAUGCAACUUUUUUAUUUUUGAAUGUAUGAAUUGCAUUGUUUCUUCAUCUCAACAAAGCUAACCAACUUCCUGACUGGUAAAAAUAAUUAUUGAACAAUUUGAAAAUAUAUUUUGAAGUUUUGUAAAAAGCUAGUUGAACAUUCAACUCCUCCUACAGUUGAUGAUAUUUGCUUUAUUUCACACCAAAGUUUCUGUAAUUUUUUCUACUUGUUGAAAGGACUAUACAAAAAUGUUCUUGUGUAUUUAGAUUAUCCUUAUAGAAAUUAUAUUGAGCAGUUGUAGUUUAUGAAUGAAUGCAUGAAAACUUGCAUAUUAAAGUAAGUAUUUCUCUUGUAGAUGUGAACUCAAGGACUGAUCUUUAAACUUGUGAGACUUCAAACACAAAGAAAACUGAUUUGGAUAAAUUUGAUACAACACAUUAUCAAUCAUGUGACGGGAGAAAUUUUGAGUUUUCUUUUUAACACUCAUAAUACGUAUUUCAAACAACUUUAUAGUUGCUGAAGGAUCAAAACAAUAUUAAACAUUAAGUGAAGCAGCUCAA